AUGGACCAUCAACAUCGCUUCAACUCCCUUGUGGAUUACCAUCAACAUCCAGGUGUACUCCAGAGGGAUGGUCAACAUCAAUACCAAUGCCACCCAACAACCAAGCAGCAAGGCGCGAUGGAAACCUCGCUGGUUUACAGAACAGACAGGAAACAUCUCUGCGUGGCUGUAAAAGAGAAACUCAGCGCAGGGGAUGUUCAACUCAAGUUUAAGGGGCUUCUCGACACAGUCGCCGGAGGCUGGGAGAAUGCACUAUGGCUGCACCGGACGACGAGCUUCCGGCCUUCCAGUUAUUCCACACCGCAGAGGCGGGGGAAUAAGUAUCAGGGCAGGGCAGAUCCCAGGGUGCGCCUGGGGGCUGGCAUCUUCAUUGAUGCAAAGGAUGGCGGAGUCCUCCUUAAAGACGACGUACAUCUCAACUGCAGAGGUCGAGCACAGUGGCAGCUGUGGGACUAUGAAAGGCAUCAGUUGGAUUUGGAUGUCAGUUACAACCCACAGGGAAAGAGGAUCUUUGGCAGAGGCGGCUUCCACAUCCACAAG
Molecule: messenger RNA, 540 nt
Organism: Ostreobium quekettii
Lineage: Eukaryota; Viridiplantae; Chlorophyta; Ulvophyceae; Bryopsidales; Ostreobiaceae
Source: the annotation of a GenBank genome assembly